Molecule: messenger RNA, 1086 nt
Organism: Phytophthora infestans T30-4
Lineage: Eukaryota; Oomycota; Peronosporomycetes; Peronosporales; Peronosporaceae
Exons: 5
Coding region: 1-1086 (361 amino acids)
Source: RefSeq, a predicted model, not a curated record
AUGGAAUGUAUCCAAUAUCCGUUUGAGACGUCGGAAGUGACGCCGUCGGGUCCCCUGCACCUUGGCGUCUCCGUACAUCACAUGACCGAGGGUUCGUCGCUUGAACAUCUUGGGUGGUGCCACGUCUUUGUCGACGGGGGAAAGGUCACUCAGGAGUGGGUGACGGACGCAGGCCACAACUUUGGAGCUGAAUAUCCCGAACUCGGACGACCCGAGGAUGAUCAGGAUGGGGACGAAGGCACAGGGUCCAGGCCCCCCUCCAACGGGAACCACCGCAGGAUCAAGGCCAAGGGCAGGAACAAGAACGCGUCGAGGAGAGAACAACUGUUCAAGGAAGCAGCUUCUGUUCAAGUAGCGGAGAGCACGGCGAGGAGAGCCCGCCCAAGAGUCGCCAACAGGAACACCAACCCCCAAGGGACGGGACGAGGCAGGAGGAUCACGAUCAGGGUGAACGAAGAAGAGGAGGCAAUGCGGAAGGAAGCUCUUACACCAGCGUCGGCCAGCUGUGAUGAAAGCCUUCGAACGUGGACAGCCAGAGAGCAGGAAAUCCUUAUGAUGUACUUGGCGGGUAAUCUUGACCUCCCAUACCCACCGAGCUUUGUCAAGGAGAUCAUGACUGGAGAACAUCAUAAAACGAUGAGGUUUCAGAAGGCUGUUAUCACGAUCCGGGACACGGAGCGAUCACCCGAAGACGAAGGAACUGGUCACUACAACCCAGCGCAAUUAGAACUCCAAUAUGCAAUUCGAGUCUACGGAGGAGCGGAUCUAGGGCUCGUGACACUUGCAAGAGCUUUUACAAGCUUCUCGGAGGCAAAAGUAUUGGAUGUGGAGUACGCAAGAGCAACGCAGACCGACAUUUACGACAACCGAUAUCAUACCAUCCGGAAGAAAAAGGCACCAAUUCCUACGGCAGAGAAGCGAUAUGCGGAAUUCCAACGUACGGCGGCCUUAGGACGUUUUGGAGCCUUGGCACAGUCGGAUAGUGAAGCGGACGAGGACACAGACGCUAUGGAGGUUGACGAAAUGGAUCCAACCGGUCCGCCCACAGAAAGUAGUUACAUGAGGGAGGAGGCUCCGUAUGCAUAG